Messenger RNA from Puma concolor (puma), 1911 nucleotides. NCBI's taxonomy places the organism in Eukaryota, Metazoa, Chordata, Mammalia, Carnivora, Felidae. The record is from RefSeq and is a predicted model, not a curated record.
AUGCUGGCGGGCCCGCCUAAUGUCCCCACCACCCCAAGGCUGAGGACAGAUGGUGGUGUGGAAGAUCUGAGGCAGGGCAAGCCUGUCCCCAGCCACAGGAAAACCUCUGUCUGGCGGGAGGGCGGUGGCUGGGCCUGGCAGGCUGGACUCCGGGGGUAUGAGAGGCAGCAGACCCUUAUCCUCACUCUCCCCAAAGACCUCCCCAUGCUGGCUGAUGGUGCCUUCCUCGUGCCCUACUUCCUCAUGCUGGCCAUCUGUGGCAUCCCCCUCUUCUUCCUCGAGCUCUCACUGGGCCAGUUCUCCAGCCUGGGACCCCUGGCCGUCUGGAAAAUCAGCCCCCUCUUCAAAGGUGCCGGCGCGGCCAUGCUGCUCAUCGUAGGCCUGGUGGCCAUCUACUACAACAUGAUCAUCGCCUACGUCCUCUUCUACCUCUUCGCCUCCCUCACCAGCAACCUGCCCUGGGAACACUGUGGCAACUGGUGGAACACAGACCUCUGCCUUGAGCACAGAGGCUCCAAGGAUGGCAAUGGAGCCCUGCCCCUCAACCUCACCAGCACCGUCAGCCCCAGCGAGGAGUACUGGAGCCGCUACGUUCUCCACAUCCAAGGCAGCCGGGGCAUUGGCAGUCCUGGGGAGAUCCGCUGGAACCUCUGCCUCUGCCUGCUGCUUGCCUGGGUCAUCGUGUUCCUCUGUAUCCUCAAGGGUGUGAAGUCUUCGGGCAAGGCUCCUUACCGCACCAUCCCUGGACCUGCCGUCUCGCUCUCAUUCCACCUCCUUCCUCCUCCUUCCUUGCCCUCUGGACGCCACGGUGUGCAGCCCCUUCUCUUUGCUCUCCAUCUGCACCCUUUCCUGCCACAGGUGUGGAUCGAAGCUGCUCUUCAGAUCUUCUACUCCCUGGGUGUGGGCUUCGGGGGUCUCCUCACUUUUGCCUCCUACAACACGUUUCACCAGAACAUCUAUAGAGACACCUUCAUCGUCACUCUGGGCAACGCCAUCACCAGCAUCCUGGCUGGCUUCGCCAUCUUCUCCGUGCUGGGCUACAUGUCUCAGGAGCUGGGUGUGCCUGUGGACCAAGUGGCCAAAGCAGGCCCCGGCCUGGCCUUUGUCGUCUACCCACAGGCCAUGACCAUGCUGCCUCUGUCGCCCUUCUGGUCCUUCCUUUUCUUCUUCAUGCUCCUGACUCUUGGCUUGGAUAGCCAGUUUGCCUUCCUGGAGACCAUUGUGACAGCUGUGACAGACGAGUUCCCGUAUUACCUGCGGCCCAAGAAGGCUGUGUUCUCGGGGCUCAUCUGCGUGGCCAUGUACCUGAUGGGGCUGGUCCUCACCACCGACGGGGGCAUGUACUGGCUGGUGCUUCUGGACGACUACAGCGCCAGCUUCGGGCUAAUGGUGGUGGUGAUCACCACGUGCCUCGCCGUCACCCGGGUGUAUGGCAUCCAGAGGUUCUGCCGGGACAUCCACAUGAUGCUGGGCUUCAAGCCGGGCCUGUACUUCAGGGCCUGCUGGCUGUUCCUGUCCCCGGCCACGCUUCUGGCCCUGCUGGUAUACAGCAUCGUCAAGUACCAGCCCUCAGAGUACGGCAGCUACAGAUUCCCAGCCUGGGCAGAGCUGCUGGGCAUCCUGAUGGGCCUGCUGUCCUGCCUCAUGAUCCCAGCCGGCAUGCUGGUGGCCGUGCUCCGGGAGGAGGGCUCGCUCUGGGAGCGGCUCCAGCAGGCCAGCCGACCGACCAUGGACUGGGGCCCAUCGCUGGAGGAGAACCGGACUGGCAUGUACGUGGCCACGCUCGUGGGGAGCCAGUCACCCAAGCCACUGAUGGUGCACAUGCGCAAGUACGGGGGCAUCACCAGCUUCGAGAACACUGCCAUCGAGGUGGACCGCGAGAUCGCUGAGGAGGAGGAGUCUAUGAUGUGA